Messenger RNA from Pimephales promelas (fathead minnow), 4021 nucleotides. Lineage: Eukaryota; Metazoa; Chordata; Actinopteri; Cypriniformes; Leuciscidae. The record is from RefSeq and is a predicted model, not a curated record.
CAGGCAGAGCCGGGGCCGCGCAAUUCAUGAGUUCCCUGAGGACAUCUUCACCAAAGAACAGCGGAAGAGAGGUGCCAUACUACUACACGUGCUAUGUGCCAUCUAUAUGUUCUACGCACUGGCUCUUGUUUGCGAUGACUAUUUUGUCCCCUCCCUGGAGAAGAUCUCAGAGAAUCUGCAGCUGAGUGAAGAUGUGGCUGGAGCUACUUUUAUGGCUGCAGGAAGUUCUGCUCCCGAAUUAUUUACUUCCUUAAUUGGUGUAUUUAUCACAGAGGGGGAUGUCGGAGUAGGCACCAUUGUAGGGUCAGCUGUCUUCAACAUACUGGUCAUCAUUGGAGUGUGUGGCAUUUUUGCCCGUCAGACGGUGGUCCUUACCUGGUGGCCUAUGUUCAGAGACUCGUUGUACUACAUCUUCUCAGUGUUGGCCUUGAUUUUGGUUAUCUAUGAUGAAAGAGUUGUAUGGUGGGAAUCCAUGCUUCUGAUCUCCAUGUAUGGAGUCUAUAUCCUUAUCAUGAAGUUUAACCGUCAGAUUGCCAGCUUUGUCCAAAGAUCCUGUGGUAGUCCAGCUCAAUGUUGUGUCAGGAGAGAAAUGCCCACAGAUAAAGAGGGUGAUGAAGUGGGAGUCAGUUGCAACACCUCCAUGGUGCUGUUGAAGAAAGCUCCAGCAGACUCAGGGCAGGAAUCUCAAGUAGUGAUGGUGGAUGAGCUGCUGAUCUUGAGACCACACCAGCUCUCAUUCCCAGAGGCUGGGCUGCGUGUUAUGAUCACACCACAUUUCUCACCACGUACCCGUCUGUCUAUGGCAGGACGCAUGCUCAUCAGUGAGAGACAGAGGCUGCUUAGGGAGAGCAGGACCCCAGUGAAGACAUUUAGUUCUGAAGGGAUAGUAAAUGGAGGAAGUGCUGAACCACAGCAGACACUUGAGGACGCAGAAAUGAUGGAUGGUAAGAAAGGAGUAAAGGUGGAUGUAGAAAACAAUCAGCCUGAAGAAGAGGAUGAGGAUGGGGACGAAAGGUUCAGACCUCUUCAUAUUCCUGCUGGAUACCGUGCGUGUAUGAAGUGGUUUCUAUCGUGGCCGCUGAGUGUUUUGCUGUAUUACACAGUGCCUAACUGUGUUUCGCCACGUUGGCAUCGCUGGUUCAUGGUCACUUUUUUUGCUUCAACCCUCUGGAUUGCUAUUUUUUCCUACCUCAUGGUGUGGAUGGUCACCAUCAUCAGCUACACACUAGAUAUUCCAGAUUACAUCAUGGGGAUAACUUUCCUUGCUGCUGGCACUAGCGUACCCGACUGCAUGGCAAGCCUCAUUGUUGCACGCCAAGGAAUGGGGGACAUGGCAGUGUCUAACUCCAUUGGCAGCAAUAUCUUUGACAUCCUGCUGGGACUGGGCUUCCCCUGGGCUCUAAGAACUCUAGUAGUAGACCAUGGAUCAACAGUAUUCAUCAAUAAUAAAGGCCUGGUGUAUUCUGUUAUCCUGCUGCUCGCAUCAGUCUUCCUCACUGUCCUGAGUGUGCAUCUGAAUGGCUGGAAGCUGGAUCGGAAACUAGGUCUUGGUCUCUUGCUCCUUUACUCCGUUUUUUUGCUCUGCUCUAUCCUCUUUGGUCAGCUCUAGAGGCUUCACACAAGUUUAUAUCCUGCAAAUCUGACUUUUUUUUUGUUUUGUUUUUUGCAUUGUUGUUUUGAGUUGAAUUUGAUAGUGCUUUUACUGAUCAGGUACUAAAUGUCAGUUGAUUUCAUGCCUGCAUCUGAUGUAGCAGCAAACGGAAAUGAUGUACUUUACAGAAUGGGUUUUAAACAGAAAUGACAGUGCUCAUAUCCAAUCAGUCCUCUGAUCUGUCCAUUAAGCACUGCUUCAAGCUGGAAGAUAUACUGUAUAAUAUAAUGGUUUUAUCUUCACUCUGACAUCUUACAAGAACAUUGCAGUAUUACAAUAAGUCACUGUUGCUGCUUAUAACUUCAGUAUGUUCUCGUUGCUGUGUUAAACCCUUGUGAAAAAGAAGUACACUUUAGCAUACUUAUAAAAAGAGUAUUUAUUAUGGAAAAAAUAUAGUGGAUGUCAUGUCUUCAGACACUUAAUCGCAGGUUAAUUACAAUUAAAUACAAUUUUAUAAUAAUUUAAAUGUAUAUUUAAUGCGAUAGGUUGAACUUUACACCCACUUCAGUGUGACUUAAGUAUAUCUUUAUUUGUAAUUUCGUAGUUACUUCUAUUGUCUUUGAAAUAUGGUUAGUGAACUGGCUAAUGCACUGAUAAAUAUUUAUGGUAAAGUAAAAUAUACUUUAAUGUAAUUUCUGUUGAAACUUUUGAUUUGUAAUUACACAUUUGUAAAGAUGAAGUUGCAAUUCAGUACAUUUAAAAUAUAUUAACUUAAGUUGUAAUAUCUAAAGUACUUUGCAUGUGCAUUAAUAUGUUAGUCAACACAUCAAAAUAAGUGUACUUUAAAGCAUGGCAAAAUAUUAUAAUUAAACAAUAAUACAUACUUCAAUGUAAAACUUUUAAUUCGACUAUUACAAAGUACACUUUUUAAAACUGUACUUAGUCAAGUGUCAUGACUAUGUUUCAUAACACAAUUAUGAAAUUGUGUCUACUUUGAUAUAAAGGGAAAAUUUAAAACUUUAAAGUCCACUUAAGUUCAAUUCAAUAAUGAUUUUUUUUUUCUGCAAGUACAGUUUUAAAAAUAAAUAAAUAUUAAGAUUUGUGCACAUUCAAAACAAUUAAGCGCACUUCUUUUUCAUGAGGGAAGUCCUGUUGCUGUGUUAAUUUAUACAACAGGUCAGUUAGUCCUCAAAUUCGAUUGGCUGAGCUUCAUUCCAAGAGUAUAAAUAGAGAGUAUAACAGCACUGGGAUGUUUCACACACUCUGUGUUCAGAGCUUUUCAAUUUAUGUAUACUGUCUCUCUCACUAUUGAGGUGUAAACUCAUAGUGGAGCUCGACCCGAGUGGAAAUGGCUGUUUUUCAGUGUUACUGAUAUACACUAUUCCAGUAUUCCAGUCUGUUUGUUAACUGGUGACAUCCAGACCUUGAUGCUUUGGCUUCUUCUGGAAAUACAUUUGAGGUUGUAUGUUUACACCUUGCAGAAUCUAAAAAAGUCAAUUAAAAAAUAAAAUAGGAUCAUAAAGUAAUCUGAAAUUGGUCCACAAGACAACCCCCUGCCAAAUUACUUUUUGAUUUAUUUGACAUUAAUGAAAAUUUUCAAAAGUUUACACACCCUUGAAUCCUAAUACUGUGUGCUGUGUCCUACUAAUCCAUGUUUAUUUUUUUAAUGUUUUUAUUCAGCUAUUAUUUUGUCUUGUGGACUAUAAAUACAAGACAAAAUGCAGUUGGUAUUCAUUUUGCAGGAUUUGCAAGGUGCUUGUAAACGUAUGAGCACAACAGUAUUUCUAUACAAGUCUAAAUAAGACUUUAUGAAUACAUUUUUUUGGUAAAACAGUUGCAAAAAAGCCAAAUCUCAAAUCACAACCCAUUCUCGCAGUUGUGCUGUAUUGAGAUGUAGAUAAUCACAGGGUUGUUAAUUCAGAACAACAUACUGUAGGCUACUACAUGACAGCAUUGUUUUUUAGGAAUAUAUAAUGAUCAAGCAUGCAUGCGUCUAUACAGUGUUGGGUUUGUAACUUCUGAAAUAAUUUAGCACUGAUUACAAAUUAAAUGCCUAAAAAUGUAAUCAAUAACUGUCUUUUAGAUAACAAGUUUUAACUAUUAUAAUGUAAUUGCUUUUGUAGGGAUUUUGAGCUAACUCUUAUUUAUUUCCACAAUACUGCCGCGUUGUUCUGACAAAAACACAAAAAAGACCAAAAAGGAACAUUUUCCUUAAACUACUGCACACCUUUGUAAUCAACACAAACAGCCUUAAUUGUUUCUGCAAUUAUUGCAUGUUUUGAAUAAUAAUUAAAAAUAAUCGCUAAUUUGUGAUAUAAAGGGAUAUUUCACCUGAAAAUUUUAAUCAUGUCAUCAUUUACUGACCAUUUUGUUCCAAACCUGUAUGACUAUCUUCAGUGGAACAUACUGUGGGGCCAAAAUGUAUUUAGU